AUGGAAGAAAAAUUAUGUGAAUAUCAUUUUUUUAAUAAAUAUAUUAAGAUGGUUAUACCUGAUAAUUAUUUGGACGUAUCAAAAUUUAGAUUGAUACCUGAUAAUCAAGAAGUAUAUGUUCAUAAAUUUGAUAAUAAAUGUAUAAUUAUUGAAAUUUUAUGUUAUCAAAAUAUAGAUGAUAAUGAAAAAGGGAGUUUUUAUUUUUAUGAUUUAGCUAAAGAAAAUGAUAGUAUAGAAAAUAUUAUAAUAAUGAAUAAUAGUACCAUACCUCAUUCACAAAAGAACUAUUUUUUAGUAGUUGGAAAACAAAAGGUAAAAAAACAAGAUUCACAGGUAUAUGAAAACAUUUUACUUUACAUAUGCAUAUUCCCUUUUAAAGAAUAUAAUGCUGAUAUUUUAAUAACAUGGAAUAUACCAAAGGAAGAUUUAAACAUCCAACCAGAAUUAAAUAUAUUUAAUGAAAUGAUACAAUCAUUUAGAAUACUUGAUUAUGGUUUAUUUGUUUAA
Messenger RNA from Plasmodium gallinaceum, 507 nucleotides. RefSeq names its product nuclear import protein MOG1, putative. NCBI's taxonomy places the organism in Eukaryota, Apicomplexa, Aconoidasida, Haemosporida, Plasmodiidae. Gene Ontology annotation, biological process: protein import into nucleus. The coding region runs from base 1 to 507 and encodes 168 amino acids. Gene Ontology annotation, cellular component: nucleus. Gene Ontology annotation, molecular function: guanyl-nucleotide exchange factor activity; small GTPase binding. The transcript has a single exon. The record is from RefSeq and is a predicted model, not a curated record.